AUGGUGGUACUGGACAAGCAGCUACGAGAUCUACUGCGUGCUAACCCACUUAAAGCCCAGGAUGCCGAAGCUCUGCGGCUCCGGCUGAUGGAUGCUGCUACACAUUUGGCAGAUGCGCAUCCCGCAUUUGCAGCCAGCAAGGAAGUUGAGCAGGCACUAUGGAAACCGUGUGUUUACCGCCGCAUUGAGGAUUUUCGACGGCGCAUUCGUAAAUAUGCAGUAGCAGCUCAAACAGACCGCAAUGUGCGUGAGCAUUUCGCGCGCGUAUCCAGCGAAUUUCAGCAGUUUCUUAAUGAAUCUGCGGCUUUUUAUGCGCAUUUAAGAGAUCGUUAUGAAUCGUGGCUACAGCUCAAGCGCUUGAGCGUCCUUCAAGACGACAGCGACGCCAUUACCUGCUGUCGCAAGAGUUUGCAUCGCUGUUACGUUUUCUUAGGUGAUUUGGCGCGUUACCGAGAGUUGCAUAGUCAAAAGGCCAAAAAGAAUUUUGCAGCAGCAGAAGCUCUGUAUAAUCGUGCGUUGACAGUGUUACCAGAGAAUGGGAAUCCGCACAAUCAGUUAGCAGUGCUGGCUACAUAUGUGGAAGCGGAAACUGUGGCAGUAUAUCGGUACUGCCGUAGCUUACUGACAUCACAGCCAUUUACAACGGCUGAGGAAAAUCUUGCUUUACUAUUUGAGCGAAGUCGUCAACGUCCUUUGGCCGCUCCGACUAUAUUGACAUCGUCACAGAUUUCGUCGAAGGAGAAGUCGGCCUUGUUAAAGAGCUUCUUGCAUCGUUUGACGCGUAUGCAUGGUAUUUUGUUUGCGUUAUCGUCAUCACAUGAUUCCUUAUCAACGUCGAAAGGUCGAUGCAGUGAUGAAGUAAUGCCAAUAUAUCCACGUGAUAUGGAGACCGUACUUUUCAAAGAUAUGCAGAUGCUGCUACAAGCAGGAAUUAUUGGCGACGCAUUACUGCUUAAAAUCGUCGUGACGAACAUCUUUUGUAUCAUACGAGCCUCGAAAUCGCGCCCGCUACUUGAAGAUGCACUCCGUUUAUCGAUCCGUAUGGUCACCAGUGUAAUGGAAUUUCUUGUGAAUAUUUUUGACAUGAAAUCGAAGGACUCAGCAAUCUCGGAAUUUCGACUUGCAGGUCCCGUAGCUGUCUUUUGUGACUAUCUAAAAUUGCAUUCUGAUUUGCAGGAACUGACCGAAAAGCUUUCAGCAUCUCGUCAAAGGAAACUUUAUAGCGAUGUGAUCACCAGCGAACAAGGAACCAGUGGAGACCAUUUCGUUUUAGCUUUUCUUAACAUGCUUGCGAAACUUGUCAAUCACGUUCGAAUCCGCGAGCUUCAUGCAUCGUUGACCCUUGGCAAUGGGCAGCAAAGUGGUGAUGGGGUCAUAGACCGCCAAUAUCUCUUGAAGGAAAGCAUUGAACUUCGAGGAUUCGCACCUCUUGAGCAAACCGUGUCAAAGCUUACGAGACAGGACGAUUGGGAGCCACAGUCCUCUGUUAAAGGAGCGAAAAAUGCGUCAUCAGCGGCACCCCUAUCGGAUAUGGAGGCUGCCAAAAUCCGUGCGUUGAAACUGUAUCGCUUUGCACGCUACUUGUGUGAAUACAAUGGAGGGAACUCGCUGAUGUUUUGCGAUGAGUCAGGGAACUUCACGACAUUUGCCGACAAAUCAAACACUCAGCAGAACAACAGUGUCCAAGAGGCAGUCCCUCCUGUGAAAUAUGGUUCUUUUCCGAUUGGGAACUCUAAGCAGCCACAACGUACUGAAGAGUUGUUCAACAAAGACUUUCGUGCUGGGACUGGUGUGGAUGAGGAUGACGAUUUUGAGGAUGAAGUUAUCGUAUAUCAGCCAUCGCUAGCUCGAAGAGAAAUGAUGGAGAGCCAAACCAAGCAAUAUGGAGAAUCAAUGAGCUCCGCCUUGGAAUCGUUUUCUGGCGGAAGUGCAUUCAGCCUUCGAGAACCAAGUUCAAUAUCUCCAGCUGAUGAACAAGAUCGUGCAAAAUUCAAUCACAUCAGUGCAUUUGGUGCUGGUAGUAGCUUUUUUGGUGCAUCUCCGGGUUGUGCAGGCUUGAAUACGUACAAUGAUGGAGACAGUUUUUUAAGCCAGUCCAUGUUGUCAGGUUGGAAAAGUAGUGGUGAGAGCGUCGGCUUCAGCAACUUGAAUGGGUUUACUUCGCUUGACACAGGGUUAAGCAUGUCAACGAGUGGACAAGACACAAAUUUUUUGAUGCCUUUUAGUGCCUUUGGUGGAGAUCUAAAUGGUAAAAAGAGUCUUUUUCCAAGCAGCUACCGAAGCGACGAGAAAUUCUCAUUCACGUCAAUGGCUGAUUUAGCAGCUGUAGAACGCGAAUCAGCGCUUUACCAGCAAAGAGCGUCGAGUUUAAGCGCAUUUUUAGGUACCUCGACGCCUUUAACUCAGACCGAAACGCAAGAUUCUGCUACUUCACAGGCGCCCACGCGUCCGCCGCCAGGUUUUGGGGAUUCUUUGAUUGGUACUAAGCAACAACAGCAGCACAUGCCGAAAUCGUUCAUCAACCCGUAA
Molecule: messenger RNA, 2529 nt
Organism: Plasmopara halstedii
Lineage: Eukaryota; Oomycota; Peronosporomycetes; Peronosporales; Peronosporaceae
Product: Nonsense-mediated mRNA decay protein
Exons: 1
Coding region: 1-2529 (842 amino acids)
Biological process (GO): nuclear-transcribed mRNA catabolic process, nonsense-mediated decay
Cellular component (GO): telomerase holoenzyme complex
Molecular function (GO): protein binding; telomeric repeat DNA binding; telomerase RNA binding
Source: RefSeq, a predicted model, not a curated record